Arabidopsis lyrata subsp. lyrata is the source of this 1383-nucleotide messenger RNA. RefSeq lists its product as uncharacterized. NCBI's taxonomy places the organism in Eukaryota, Viridiplantae, Streptophyta, Magnoliopsida, Brassicales, Brassicaceae. The record is from RefSeq and is a predicted model, not a curated record. The transcript has 2 exons. Bases 565 to 1383 code for a protein of 272 amino acids.
CAAGUCAAACUGUCGUGAUUAGGGUUCUAGGAGAAUUUUGUGGUAUUUGAAGAGUCAUUUCGUGUUUGUUUCAAAAAGAACUAGUUACUGGUGUUGUUUUGUUGUUUCUAUUGCAGAAAGGAUGGCUGAAACCAAUGAGGAAGAGAGUAGCUACAAUCGGAACAACAAACUUUUGACUGAAGCUAUGAAGAAAAUGAUGAACACCGAAUUGGAAGCUUUUCGCCAAGAGUUUCAUCAGAAUUUAAGAUCUCCAAGGAGAAGCCAAGAGAGGCAUGAGCAAAUCACAUAUCAAAAAGAGGCAAAACCAAGGAGACCCCAGGAGAAACCUAAUUGGAGAAGCAGAUCAACCCAAGAUCAAGCAAAUAGUUACUACUACAAUCGUGGUGAUCAAAGACGUGUUGAGAAAGCUACCCCGCAACAUAAUGAUGUGAAAAAUUUAAGGCCGUGAAGAAAAGCCAAAAGGAAAGUCUAGCCUUAGCAAAAGAACAGUUCGAGGAUGAACUUCUGAAGAUUCUCAACGCUUACAAUAAACCCAAGAAAGCUAAGUCAACAUCUCAACCAAAGAUGGUCACUGACGAAGUUGUAGUUCACAAGCAAAACCAAAAGGAAAGUCUAGCCUUAGCUAAAGAACAGUUCGAGGAUGAGCUUCUGAAGAUUUUCAACGCUUACAACAAACCUAAGAAAGCUAAGUGUGUUCUUCCUUCUAAUUCAGAAAAAGCUAAGUUUGCUCUUCCUUCUAAAUUUGUGAAAGAUACGUGUGAUCUUUCUGAGAAACCUGAUUUUGUGCUUGAAAAUGAUCAACCUUGUGACAAACUAAUCCUUUCCAAGCCGGUGCAACCGAGUAGUACUUUUUGUUUUUCACAGGUUAUGGAAGAAGAAUCUCAGGUAGAAGUUCAAAGGAGUUUGCCAUCGGUUGUUACUAAUUUGGAGCAGCAAACUAUCUUUGUUCCUGAACCAAUCCUUGAGUCAAAUGAGCAUUAUCAAAAGCACUGUAAGGAAGUUGAUUUGGUUACAAAAAAGCUUAAUGUGUUUGUUUUGAUUUCUGCUCAAGAUGAAAAACAAUUUGGUUUGGAAAAUGUGAAAGAAUUUCGUGUUUCAAAAUCUGUUUUUGACAAAAUGAUUCCAAUUUUUGAUACACUCACACUUGAAAAGCUCUUUAAGCCAAGAUGUUUUCUGUUUGAUGAGUUUCGUGAAUUUAACUCGUCUUUGAGAAUUUCUUUGUGUAGCAAAGCAUUUGAGCUGUUUAGAAUAAAAACCGAAAAUGCAUUGGUUAAAACUUUUUAUGAGUUGCAAGAAUCAAAUUCGUUCAAUGAGCUUUGCAAACCAACCUUGAAGGAUUGUGUUUUUGGAUUCUCUAUUUCAAGUAUAAUGCAUUUGUUCUGA